This is a messenger RNA of Dibothriocephalus latus, 1209 nucleotides long. The record is from the annotation of a GenBank genome assembly. Lineage: Eukaryota; Metazoa; Platyhelminthes; Cestoda; Diphyllobothriidea; Diphyllobothriidae.
CUCCGCAAAGCGGCUGUGCAAAUUUUUAAACCACACUCUGCAAUUUUUGCUCAAAAUGAAAUGGACGAUUGCCAAGAAGUCCUACCCGUGAUUGAAAUACGGGAGAAUCUACAGCAAGCACCUACUUCUAGCGAGGCAAUCGAAGAAGAAAUUAUACCUAUGCAUAAAACGAAGUGCAAUUUUCAGCCAACACCUAGCGAUAGCGAGGUGAAAGGCGAAAAAGAUGACUCAAGCAUAGAUCAGAACCUCUGCACCAAGUUUAAAGAUUGGAGUAGUGAAAAAUGGGCAAUGCUAAAGGCUCCAGUGGGGCAGGUUGACCUUGCAACAGAUAUAUACACCACCUGCAAAUUCUAUAUAAACUUUCGUUUUGCUCGGUUGAUCACUAUACAGCCUGGGGCUGCAGACAAAACAAAGGAGAAAAAUGACUGGUCGUCAAAUGACCUUCACGCUACGAGUAGUACCUUCUCUCUUGAUCUUCACCGAGUGCUACUUGGAAUCAAUUCCGCAGUUUCUGACAAAGUCCUUCUAUUUGCUGACCUCGCCUACUGGCGACGCUAUAUCCUCACCAUAUUCUCGUCCCUGUCCUCCUUGCUCGCGCUAUCCUGGGCAUCUUCCGGCCUUUGGUUCGCAGUCCGAGAUCACAUGUACUACCCUUCCCCAUGCGAAUUCUUCCAGCUAUCCUCUCUGCUCUACUUCCUAUGCAAUGUCUUCAUGCUCUCCGGACGCCUACUGGCCCUCAGUUAUUUUGCGGCGUUGAUCGGACUCAUGCCCCUGGUCUAUGUUGUACUAGCCCAGGCUUGUAUGGCUAUACUUACCGACCUGCUUGUAAACUGGGGCCACGCAGCUAGGUCCGAGCAGUCAAAGGAGAACGUCGUCUCGCGACUGUUGGAAACUUGCAGCCUCGUGUUUGAUGUUCCAUUCUCCAUAACCUUCAUGAGCGGUCCUGCACGUAAAGGCUGCUACUGCUUGUGGUUCUUUGAAACGCUGUUUCUGGUCGUAUUCUCAUUUUGUUGGCCCAGUCAACGGCAGGAGCAUACUGCCACAAACGCGACGUUAACCGUGCUGGAGACCAGUUCAGAUCUAAAGAGCUUCCUGUUGGCCCUUGUCCUCGAUCAGAAUAUCUGCGAGUUUUCUGCAAUGCUGGAAGCGAAUUGGAACGUAAUGGGGGACCUUGAGUUGCUACCUGAGGUUUUCAGUAAGGUAUGUUAA